This is a messenger RNA of Haliotis rufescens (red abalone), 5316 nucleotides long. Its product is annotated as zinc finger protein 629-like. Bases 391 to 2838 code for a protein of 815 amino acids. The transcript is spliced from 2 exons. The record is from RefSeq and is a predicted model, not a curated record. NCBI's taxonomy places the organism in Eukaryota, Metazoa, Mollusca, Gastropoda, Lepetellida, Haliotidae.
CCUCUAAGGUAUAUCAAUCGAUUGUCACCUGUUGUCAAAAGCGGCGUUAUUGAUUUCGUCUCCAGUUGGACAACCUCAGUCGUUUGGAAAUCUCACGGAAUAUCCCGAGCAAUUCCGAAAAGCCUACACUAGGGUCCCUGUGAGCUUUAGAUAAGCAUACCACAGGCCGAGACAUGAGCGUGUUCCGUUCGGCUAUCAGUCGAGUCCGGAAAUAACGGUCGCGUUCAAGAGGUCGACGGGUCCUCCUUUCCCGCUUUUCAAUAGGCUUUUCCCGGAUAUAAAAUCUAGCAGGCGAACCCACAGCUCAUUCGACUGAAGGCAGCUGACGAAACAGUGACGCUUAAAUUAUGUAGUAACAAGAGCUACCCCCCUUACCUCAGUGCCUUGACGAUGUCAGCCCAAGAGAGGGAGCUCCUCGUGAGGCUCUUGAAACAGUCAGUCCUCACGCUGUGCCGCGAGACAAUCUCCUUCCAUGCCAAGCUGGAAAUAGACGGAUUAAUAUGCAUCACGGUAGAGGAUAAUGCACAGCCAAUGGUCGUCAAAAUUCAUGAAUAUGUACAGAAAAACCUACGUUCCUUCUCUUAUAGCGACACCACUCUGGGAAUGGAAUUCCCGCCGUCGAAGAAAAGCAGACGAGAUUUGUUUCAUGAUGCCCUUGUUGUGAAUAGUCCCGCCGACUCGUCCGAGGGUCUGAAUAUGUCGGAUGUGUCUGUGGACGAGUCUGGAGAGACGUCAGCGACCCCAGACGCCGCUGCGGGUGUUCAGUCUGGAUCACGACCUUCCUCAGCCCCGUCCCCCGAGGAGAACCAUAAAUCGAAUGAAGGUCAAAAUACUCCUCGUCUAUCAAACAGCUUUGGUAGAGGGAAAGAAGAUGGACGAGAAGAAAGCGAGAAGCACGACGACGACCAAAGAAGCGAUAGUGCGGAAACAGACUCUAAAAUGAGUUUAUCGUCUGCCCCGAACACCAGUCUCAUCCCAGCAAAUAUCCACGCUCACAGUUCGGCUAUGUCCCACCCUCAGGGGCUUUUGUGUAAGCGUUGUUUCACCAUAGUCCCUGAUGCAACAUCAUUCGACAGCCACAACCUCCGAGAACACUCCCUCUUCACCUGUCGGAUCUGCUUCAAAGGAUUCACAGCCAGGAAUAACCUGAAACGUCACUUCCGGCUGCACACCGGUGUACGGCCGUACAAGUGUACGAUGUGUUCGCAGGGAUUUACGAGGAAGGACGACCUGAAGGCCCAUGUACUCCGCCAUUCCUACAACAAGCCAUUCCGAUGUGGACUCUGCGGAAAAGGCUACACGGAUAGGUCCUGUGUGCGGAACCACAUGGCCAAGGAGCACCACACCAGGCUGCUCCAUGUCUGUCCACAGUGUGGCGAAGGCUUUAACGACACAGUGUUGUUCUCUAGACAUAAAAAAGCUCAUCCGGAGUUUCAGAACUUUCAAUGCGACGGCUGCUCCUUCAUUGGGAUCAACUCGUUGGACCUUAUGAAACAUACCCUGACCCAUUCUACAAAGUCGUACACGUGCAAGCCGUGCAAGCAACAGUUCCAAGAUCCUUUUGACUACAGCUCGCAUUUGAAGAAACACAAAACGGAUGAGUCCUUCGCCAGUUAUUGCUGUUGCUUCUGUAAUACUGAGCUCAAUACGUACGAACAAUUUGUAAGACACGAGUACUCCCAUGCUCAAAGUAGAACCCACUCGUGUCAUUUCUGUUCCAAACAGUUCCGUUAUCCCUCUGAUCUGAAAGCCCACGUGGCUACUCACACGGAACCGGUGAACCUUGCUACUGCAGCUUCUCGAGAUAAAAGCCCUGAACCAGAGCCUGAAGAUAACAGCACGUCGUCUAGUCAAUAUUGGUGUACGGAGUGUCAAAUAGGCUUCCCUUCCGAGGAAAGCCUCCAUGGACAUAUAUAUGAGGCGCACGAGUCACAGAGACUCAGCAGGGAAUCGGAACGACAGCCGGAGUCACCGGCUACACCAGCAAUGAUUGAACUUCGCAAAGAAAACAUUGAUUUUCCUAAUGAUGUUGCUGCUAUGAAAAUGACACCCGAUUCUGUGGAAUCAAGAUCUGAGGCUGGCGGUUCGGAGAAGCAUACUGCUUCUGUCACAGACAACAUCCCCAUGGUCGAUCUGUCGAAAACCAAGCUGCCUCAUCUGUCGGCCUUUGACAGAGAACCGUCUUCAGAAGCCAGGACCAGAUUGUUCAUGGAUCCGAGAGACAUUGCUAAUUCGGCAGAGACUGUGAUACUGAAUGGGGAACCUGUAUCUAUAAAAAGAGAGAUGCCAAACCAUGAUGACGAAUUAAGAGCUCUCCAAGACGACUUCAUGCCCUCGAGCAGCGACUACCCCGGAUCGCCUGGGAAUGAUUCAAUCGCAAAUUCAUCGUUUGACGGAGAACAGCCAACAGGCGCAGGAGUAAAGGAAAUUGUUUUAGAACGAAUUCACAUCCGGUCACCGGGGUUUGAAAGAGUUGUCACCCCUGAAGUGCUCUUCCGUUCCCAGUCGGCGUUCCAAUGCCUAGUCUGCAAGGAGAACUUUGUGGACUUCUCCAACUUUGAAUUUCACAGCAGCAACCUACACAGACGUUUUGUGUGUGAAUAUUGCGGGAAAGUGUUCACGGCGAAGCCUAACAGAGAACGCCACGUUCGUUACCACACCGGAGAGAGGCCUUACAAGUGCGACCUUUGCGAUCAGACAUUUUUCAGGGGAGACGACUUGAAGUAUCACCGCACCACUCGGCAUUCCGGCGUCAAGCCUUUUCGAUGUAACGCUUGCGGGAUGUCAUUUGCGUGGGCAAAGGACCUUGAGAGACAUAUGAAGCACUACUGUCAUUGACGUGGGAUGAAUCUUAGUCGGCUCACGGGUGUCGGUCAUUAGCUACGAUUGAGCACAGGGUAUGAUUGUGUAAUUAAGGUUACGGGGUUAAAACUGGUCGUGUGAUUCACAGAUGUGUAAUUAUUUGUGUAAGUUAGGUGAGUGAACAUUAGUUUCCUUCUAACCUGAGCUAAUUAUAUUUCACUGUUGCACGGGUUGCAGGUCCUGCAGUUUAACAAGGGUCUUAUCUGCUGGUCGUUUUGAAAGAUUGUUUCUAUCGAGAAACAUUUUGUUGUGAAGUAUUUCUUGUCCGAAGGUAUCGAAUGAUCCAAUGAUUUCAUAUAGUAAUGUAUACUUUUCUUCUGAAAGUGGGGAAAAAUGUUUUUAAAGAAUAACGGAAUUUUACUUUUAUUCUCAGGCCCCCUUGUGGGGGAGGGGGAGGGAGGGAACCUCAGCCGUUAUCAUGUUAUGUGGGUUUUUUUUAACAAAGGGUACUUUUUCCCCUGAAGGACACAGUAUCAUGCAUGGAUACAGAACACGUGACUACAAUUUGAUUGUUCGAACCCUGUGGAACAUCAUACUGCCGUCUAUUGCUGUGGACCCGCUACGGAUAUGGCCACUGAUAAACCGUUGAAGUUCUCGUGGAACCUGUGAUGACGUCCAAGCUUUCAUGUGCAUUUGUGUUGGUGCUACUUGCUCAAACUAGAUAUGACUGUAUUUUGAAGUUUUAUAUACUGCAAGGUGCGCGGAUUAUGCCAGUAUUCCUUAAAUAUUGUGUUAACUGUUCAUUGAUAUAUUUAAGCUGUGUACUGUCAAAAUAAGUUUUGAAAAUUGCCAAAGCAAGCGGAGUGUCGACAUAUGUUGACUGUUUACUCUUAAAAAUUCAAUGCAGUGCAAUUGUAAGGCAGGCUCACAAUCAAUGGGUGAUACUAUUAACAAAUCAAUAGACCCGUGAAAGUCCGGGAUAGAAUAAGUUUUCGGCAACCCAUGCUUGCCGAAAAAGGCGACGAUGCAUGUCGUAAGCGGCUUACGGCUCGCUGACUUGGUUGAUGCAUGUCAUCGUAUCCCAUUUGUGUGGAUCGAUGCUCAUGAUGUCAAUUACUGGAUUGUCUGGUCCAGAUUGGAUUAUUUACAGACCGCUGUCAUAUAGCUGGAAUAUUGCUGAGUGCGGCGUAUAACAACAAACAAAUCAAUAAUGUUAAAUUUAAACAUGGCAUCGCAGCAAAUGCUAAAUUUGAUUUAGAAUUUUAUAUUUAAUCAAUUUGAUUUCUGUUGAACGUUCUUUUCUAUUUCAAACGAACAGAUUAACGAUCCUUAAUUUUGUAUUUAAACAUUGUGUUGCAUCAAAUGUGGAAUUUCAUUCAGAAUUUGAAAUAUAGGUUUAAAUAUAGAUUUAAAUGUAAUUUUUUAUAAUUUGAAAUAUAUUUUGAAUACAGACGUUCUUUUUCGAUUUCGAAGGAACAAACAAUUGAACUUUAUUUAUUUUUCAAAUGUCUUUUACAUGUUUCUCCCAUGUGUUAAACUCGGGUAUUUCAGAUAUUGUGAAUAUAAAGAGGUGUAAUGAGUAGAAAGUGGUUGAUUGUACUUUAUUUUCAUAGAUUAUUAUUAUUUUUUUAAAAUAAGCAACCACAAUGAUGUUUUCAGAUACUUUUCAAAACAGUAAUUCCAGGCCAUGUAACUUUACCAUGACAUAAGACGUUGGAAUACCUUGUGUUCAGACAUUUUCUCUAUAAAAUAUGAUAAACGUUGUUUGGUGUAUUUAUCAACAAAUUGAUAACAUUUGAGUUAGCACACAGGCAAACACGAUGCUUGGAUGACUAAAACCAGGCUUGCUGAAACUGCCAGUUAUCUAAAGCAAAGUCCCCUUGUAAGUCGCCAUGAUAUAGCUCAAGUUCUUUCAAAGCUGCGUUAAAACAAACUCACUCACAUUCCUACAACUGAGAAAAGUAGAUGCUAUACAUUAUAAUACCUUAUCCUUUGGGAUAGUCAUACAAUCAAGGAAGUAUUGCACCCUUUAUCAUGUUCAGUGGGGGACACACCGUUGCAAUGCAGAGUUGCGUCGCUAUGACGUGCUAGAAUCUUGUCAUCGUGGGUUUGAAUCCCAAUUCGACCUGAUUAUUGUUUGUCGGCACCAUACCCGUCUAAAACUAGCAUCCUUCGGCCUAUCAUCCCAUGCGGCGGUGGGUAGCUUAGUGGUUAAAGCGUUCGCUCGUCACGCCGUAGGUCCGGGGUCGUUUCCCCGCAUGGGUACAAUGUGAAGCGCAAUCGUACUGUUGCUGGAAUAUUAGUAAAGGCGUAAAACGAUACUCAUUAACUUUCUACCCACAUUAAGGCGAUAUGCCGAAGUAUAACAAACAUUGUUCAAAGCGGCGUUAAACUCACCUGAAUCCCUACUCACUGUAGCCCUGUGGUUAAAGCGUUCGCUCGUCACACCAAAGGCCUGGGUCCGAUUCCCCUCAUGGUUACGUCGUGUGGAGCACAUUUAUGGUGCCCCCCCCC